This is a messenger RNA of Sorghum bicolor (sorghum), 1677 nucleotides long. RefSeq names its product beta-carotene 3-hydroxylase, chloroplastic. Gene Ontology annotation, molecular function: iron ion binding; beta-carotene 3-hydroxylase activity. Gene Ontology annotation, biological process: xanthophyll biosynthetic process; carotene metabolic process. The record is from RefSeq and is a predicted model, not a curated record. The transcript is spliced from 6 exons. Gene Ontology annotation, cellular component: chloroplast. Bases 364 to 1281 code for a protein of 305 amino acids. NCBI's taxonomy places the organism in Eukaryota, Viridiplantae, Streptophyta, Magnoliopsida, Poales, Poaceae.
CAUACAACAUCCGCGUGGACUGGACCGUCUCCGGCUCCGUCUCCUUGCUCGCGAUUCCCACAGUAUAAAAGGCAGUGCCGCGCUCCCGCUCCGGCCGGCGCACGUCCCGCGGAUCGAUCUCCAUGCCCGCAAUAAGUUGACUCCCUCCACUGCCACCGUCCACCGACGACGACUCUGGCCCACUUGUUCGUCCUCGUCCUCGUCCAGUCCCCCCCACCCCGCGCCUCCCGUGCGCCGAGGCCGAGGCCCACCACUCGUACACCCACGCCCAAAACUAAUCGGGCCGGCCGGCGCCACACCUGCCCAACCACUGUCCCUCCGAUCCCUCCCCUCCCCUCCCCUCCCACUGGUGACCGCGCAGCCAUGGCCGUCGCGAGGCUGCUGGCUGCCCCAUUCCCUCUCGCCCCGUGCCGCGUCCGGAGGCCCCGCCAGGCCUUGCCCCCCGCGCAUGCGGGGCCGCGGCCACGGUCGCUUGUCCUCGUGUUCGCGCCUCCCGAUGCCGGCGCGGCCCGGGGCGCCGUGCCCGCGCGCGCGGCGCCGGAGGACGAGGCCGUGGUCGCCGCCGACAGCGACAGAGGGGACACGGAGGCGGAGGCCGCGCGGGUGGCGGUGGCGGAGCGCGCGGCGCGGAAGCAGUCGGAGCGGCGGACGUACCUGGUGGCCGCGGUCAUGUCCAGCCUCGGGAUCACGUCCAUGGCCGCCGCCGCCGUCUACUACCGCUUCGCCUGGCAAAUGGAGGGAGGCGGCGAGAUCCCGGUGACGGAGAUGGUCGGCACCUUCGCGCUCUCGGUGGGCGCUGCGGUGGGGAUGGAGUUCUGGGCGCGGUGGGCGCACCGGGCGCUGUGGCACGCGUCGCUGUGGCACAUGCACGAGUCCCACCACCGGCCCCGCGACGGGCCCUUCGAGCUCAACGACGUCUUCGCCAUCGUCAACGCCGUCCCGGCCAUGUCCCUCCUCGCCUACGGCUUCUUCAACCGGGGCCUCGUCCCGGGCCUCUGCUUCGGCGCGGGUCUGGGGAUCACGCUGUUCGGGAUGGCCUACAUGUUCGUGCACGACGGCCUCGUCCACCGCCGCUUCCCCGUCGGGCCCAUCGAGAACGUGCCGUACUUCCGGCGUGUCGCCGCCGCCCAUCAGAUACAUCACAUGGACAAGUUCCAGGGCGUGCCCUACGGCCUGUUCCUGGGACCCAAGGAGCUGAAGGAGGUGGGAGGGACUGAGGAGCUGGAGAAGGAGAUCAAGAAGAGGAUCAGGAGGAGGGAGGCCCUAGACGCCAUCCAAUAAGACCUGCUUGCUACACAAUGCUUUGGCUACUGCAUCCCCACUGUUUUUUGCCUCUCAGGCUCUCUCACAUUAAUUAGAUCCUCUAGCAUUUUGUUGUAGCCUUGAUGUAUAUACAAGUGCUAGCGUGUGUUAUGUGUCUUCUUUCCUGUCAGUAGAGGAGCAGAUCGAUGAAUAAUUUCAAGUUAGGUAAACAGGUAGCGGCAGCUAAGCUCUUGCAUGAGUCGUGAUUUGGGACGAGACGGUGGAGCACACUGCUGGUGCUCAUACUGUAGUGGUCCCUGUACUGUACGUAUCGAUUGUACAGUAGCAUCGUGCAUUCAUGCUGCUGACAGUGGCCAUUCCCUCUUUGUUUUUGUCGUUUGAAGAACAGUGGCACUGAAAAAUUAUUCCUCGUGA